AUGCCAGCAAUUAAUCUUCUCUGUUGCAGUAUUACGAGAUGUCGUACGGCCUAAACGUGGAGAUGCACAAACAGGCGGAAAUAUCGAAGAGACUGAACGCCAUCAUCGGACAGAUCCUGCCCUUUCUAUCUCAGGAGCAUCAACAGCAAGUCGCAACUGCUGUUGAUAGGGCGAAACAGGUCACGAUGACGGAGCUGAACUCCAUAAUUGGGCAACAAAGGCCCGACAUAUCGAGACUGCUGCAGCAAAUGCACGCUCAACAACUGCCACCGGGGACGGCGAUCGGUGCUCAUCCAGGGCUACCCGGACUUCCGGGACUAGGACCAGCUGCUGGACUUCCGGUGCCAACUUCCGCCUCCGCGGCACUUCUUGGCCUUGGCUUAACGCCGGGCGCCGCCACAGCACCGGGAACAACAGCCGCUCAUCCAUUGUCGAUGUUGAGUAAACCGGAAUUGCAUCGCGGUCAACCCGACGAUUUGAAAAGCAACGGCGGUCUCAGCUCUACCGAGGAGAGACACAGAAGCUCGAUAUCGCCCGGUGAUAAAUACAGUCGUCCACGUACACCGCAGGAGACGCACCAUUCCCAUCAUUCUCAGAAUCACCAUGACCAUCCCAUGCACAUCAAAAAGAUGAAGAAGGAGCAGGACAAGGACAUUGGUCACAGUGACGGCGAGAAGAGCGAUCAGGAUCUGGUGGUGGACGACGCCAGCGAAGGUCCGACGAGUCCGGUUGUGAACGGGACGACGUCGCCGCGAGAGAAUGGCCUGGACAAAGUGGCACCUAUCGGCACCGGCGUGCAGACGAAGAAAGACGUGCCACCGCACUCGCCUCGAAGCGGGACCAGCAGCAACGCGAGCACACCGUCGGCCAAGAAGAUGGAGGAACGAGAAAAGCCAACGACACCGAUCUCAAAGCCUCUGACACCAACCUCGGGCUCGGCGAUCAGCGGCGGCUUGAAGCCAUCCGGCUCGGCGAAGCUACUUCAGGGACCGCCGCCUCCCGGCGUACCGAGCGCAUAUCCGCCGCACUACGCUCCCGGGCCGCCGCCUCACCAUCUGGCACCACCCGGCCAGCAUCCUCACGUCGACAUGAUGGGAUAUAACGGCUACGUGGCGCCUAGAGCACCACCUUCGCUGCAACAGCUCUACGAUCCCCAUGUGGCCAUGAGAGCACCGAUGGGAUCGGUCGGAGUGCCCGGAGGCAAACCCGCGUACAGCUUCCACGUGUCGAGCGAGGGCCAGAUGCAGCCGGUGCCCUUCCCACCGGAUGCGCUCAGCGGACAAGGGAUACCGCGUCAUGCGCGGCAAAUUAAUACCCUCAGCCACGGGGAGGUCGUGUGCGCUGUCACGAUCUCCAAUCCGACCAAAUAUGUGUACACCGGCGGCAAGGGAUGCGUCAAGGUCUGGGACAUUGGUCAAGCAGGCACAGGAAGCACCAAGUCCGUCUCCCAGCUCGACUGUCUGCAACCUGACAACUAUAUCAGGUCAGUGAAACUGCUACCGGAUGGCAGAACGCUGAUAGUCGGUGGUGAAGCUAGCCGGCUGAGUAUCUGGGAUCUGGCGAGUCCGACGCCGAGGAUCAAGGCCGAAUUAAUCUCCGCCGCCCCCGCCUGUUACGCUCUGGCGAUCUCGCCGGACUCGAAGGUCUGCUUCAGCUGCUGCAGCGACGGCAGCAUCGCCGUCUGGGAUCUUCAGAAUCAGUCUCUGGUGAGACAGUUCCAAGGUCACACGGACGGGGCAUCCUGCAUCGACAUAUCCGCCGACGGCUCGAAACUGUGGACCGGCGGAUUGGACAACACGGUGCGCUCGUGGGAUCUACGCGAGGGCAGACAGCUGAAGCAACACGACUUCACAUCGCAGAUAUUCUCUCUCGGCUACUGUCCCACGGGGGAAUGGCUGGCCGUCGGCAUGGAGAACUCGAACGUCGAGGUGUUGCACGCCUCAAAUCCGGACAAAUAUCAGCUCCACUUGCACGAGUCUUGCGUGUUGUCGUUGAGAUUCGCGUCCUGCGGCAAGUGGUUCGUCUCCACCGGCAAGGACAACCUGCUGAACGCGUGGCGCACGCCUUACGGAGCGUCCAUAUUCCAAUCGAAGGAAUCGUCAUCGGUGCUCAGCUGCGAUAUAUCGGCCGACGACAGGUACAUCGUUACCGGUUCAGGCGACAAGAAGGCGACAGUCUACGAGGUUAUGUAUUGAACGACGAAAACCGCAAACGACCGACGAGAAAACCGCAAACGGACAUAUUCAUCCGGCGAGUCGGAGGGCUCUUUUCUCCAGCGUGGGUGUACAUAAUUCUUAUUACGAUAUUACGAGAGACGUUUGUUGCCGUUGUUCUUGUUAUUGUUGUUGUUGUUGUUACUCUUUGUGAAGAAAAGGGUCCGUGCAAGAGGAAGGAGAAAACGAGCCGAACGAAGCCGGCGAAGCGACAGAGACACGCGUGCAAAGUGAUUUUUUUUUUUUUUAGAAAUUGUGAUCACCGAAUCGCGGUUGAAUCGUAGCGUUCGAACGGUUUAUAGGAAUGUGUGUGAAUCGACUGCCACGGCUUUCGACGUUUCGCGAGAGAAAAAAAUGCUUACCGAAGGUCACGUGACUGAAAAUUCAUGACAAGAGGACGAAGAGGAGGAUUCGUUUCGCUACCGCGGCGAAUCGUCGUUUUCACGGUGGAGAUUUCGCGAAAGAAAGGAGCACGUAUUUUUUUUUUUUUCCUUUUUUAAGCAGCUGACACGUGAAAUCAAACAGUUCGUUCCGCUCGUUGCGCGUACAGCCAGCAUUUUGUACGGCAAAAUGGCGCGUACGAUUAAAAACAAACGCUGGCAUUCACGUCGCGUUUUCGCCCCCUCCCCUGUACAUUUUGUAUAUACGUCCAUAUAUAUAUAUUAUAUAUGCAUAUAUUUUACAUAUAUGUGUAUGUAUAUGUAUAUAUACUAUAUAUACACACGUCAAUCUUUAAGUAUACUAUGAUAUUUUUCUACGUCCCCUAAAAGUGAGACGGAAAGCGAGUAACAGAAAACGGUUAAAAACAAAAAAAAAAAAAAAAAAAAAAAAAGAGGAGGAACGCGUACAUACACAUACACGAUCAUACAGAGAUACAUAAACACACGAGAAACUGAAAAAAAAAUUUGUAAAUAUUGUCUGGCUUAGAGAAUAAUAACAGAAUCGUGACGAGAGACGAUUAAAUAAAAAGUGAUACUCGAUAACGAA
This is a messenger RNA of Frieseomelitta varia, 3200 nucleotides long. Its product is annotated as protein groucho-like. NCBI's taxonomy places the organism in Eukaryota, Metazoa, Arthropoda, Insecta, Hymenoptera, Apidae. Gene Ontology annotation, molecular function: protein binding; transcription corepressor activity. Gene Ontology annotation, cellular component: transcription regulator complex; nucleus. The record is from RefSeq and is a predicted model, not a curated record. The transcript has 9 exons. Bases 39 to 2195 code for a protein of 718 amino acids. Gene Ontology annotation, biological process: regulation of DNA-templated transcription; negative regulation of canonical Wnt signaling pathway.